This is a messenger RNA of Iphiclides podalirius (scarce swallowtail), 11280 nucleotides long. The record is from the annotation of a GenBank genome assembly. Lineage: Eukaryota; Metazoa; Arthropoda; Insecta; Lepidoptera; Papilionidae.
AUGCACAUAGCGACAUUGAUUGCAUUCGUGCAGCUGUCGCUAGCUACAGCUGUUUCAGAUGGCGUCCAAACCCUCACGGCGGCGGAGUUGAACCUCGAACUGGCCGGUGACAACCCGUUGUCGCCUUUCUACGAAACCAACGAUGACACCGCGGUGCACUUUAUGCGAGGCUCGAGGGCGGCCGAUUCUCCCCUCUCACCAGACAUAGACGUCCAGUGCACUGCAGAACACAUUGAAGUCACCGUCGAAUUCGCGGACGUAUAUGAUGGCAUAAUAUACAGCAAGGGAUACCUGAACGAUCCCAAGUGCAAAUACGUGUCUCUUGGAGGAAGUGAAUCGCGAUACAGCUUUAGAGUGCCUCUGAACGGUUGUGGCUCUCGACCUUUAUGUAAUGCAUGCGGUACUAUCGACAAUGUACUUGUAUUUCAAGCUGAUGAUUUCGUCCAGGGCUCAUUGGAUUUUGCAAGGAAGGUAUCAUGUGCACGAACUUCGUUCGAAAUAUCAUCUAGCGGAGCGAGGGAAGAGCAAUCUCAUGUAUUGAAAUUGAAGCCCUUUAUGGUAGAUAUGCUUGACGUAAUCGCUGUCGAAGGUCCGGGCGGUGGAGUUGAAUGCUGGAUGGAUAUUCAAAAAGGAGUAUUCCCUAACACUACCCCUCUCGAGAAUUCGAUAAAAAUUGGUGAAUACCUGACAAUUUUAGUAUACUUGAAGGACGUGCGGAAGCAAUUUAAUCUUAAAAUUCACGAUUGUUGGGCUUAUGAUAGCGACAGCUACGACAGUCCAAAGACGAAUAAAAUACAACUAACAGAUAAACAAGGAUGCCCCAAAAAGAAAAAGAUUAUCGACCAAUGGCAAAAGUCGACCAACACAGGCAAGAGUGGGGCAACAUUAAUAGCUUAUAGUAAAGUCAGCGCUUUUCGAUUUCCCGAAACAGACCAAGUGUACUUAACAUGUAAUGUUGAGCUCUGUACAAGCAACUGCGAAUCAUCGUGUGACGGCAACAUAAAUGAAAUUUCAACAACUAUCAGUACACAAUUAGAGUGUUAUCCAGGUUCGCCGGAUCCGCAAUGUCAGACCAUUACAGCACCGCCACAGAUUAAAUGUUACCCCGGUAGUAAAGAUACCCGAUGCCAAAAAUCGAGCACACCAGUACCACCCAAUUGUUAUCCUGGGAGCUCAGACCCACGCUGUCCUAGACCAACAACACCUGCACCACCCAACUGUUACCCCGGAAGCUCUGAUCGACGCUGUCCUAAACCAACGACACCAGCUCGACCUAACUGUUAUCCAGGUUCUAAUGAUCGCCGUUGCCCAAAACCUACAAUUCCAACAGCCCCAAAAUGCUUCCCUGGCAGUAAUGAUCCUCGAUGUCCCAAACCAACAUCUCCAAAACCUGUCUGCUAUCCCGGUUCACCUGACCCUAACUGUCCCCAACCACCAAGACCGACAACCAUUAAUCCACCAACCUAUUUGCCUCCAACUACACCUGAAUUAAAAUGCAAUCCUGGUUCAACUGAUCCACGGUGCCCGCGCCCUUCAACACCUGCCCCACCUAAUUGUUAUCCUGGAAGCUCUGACCUACGUUGUCCUAAACCUACAACACCUGCUCCACCUAAUUGUUACCCUGGAAGCUCAGACCCACGCUGUCCUAAACCAACAACGCCAGCUCCUCCUAAUUGCUAUCCAGGUAGUAGUGACCCACGCUGUCCUAAACCAACAACGCCAGCUCCUCCAAACUGUUACCCCGUCAGGAAAGCUCUGAUCCACGUUGUCCUAAACCAACAACGCCAGCUCCUCCUAAUUGUUACCCUGGAAGCUCAGACCCACGCUGUCCUAAACCAACAACGCCAGUUCCUCCUAAUUGUUACCCUGGAAGCUCAGACCCACGCUGUCCUAAACCAACAACGCCAGCUCCUCCUAAUUGCUAUCCAGGUAGUAGUGACCCACGCUGUCCUAAACCAACAACGCCAGCUUCUCCAAAUUGUUACCCCGGAAGCUCUGAUCCACGUUGUCCUAAACCAACAACGCCAGCUCCUCCUAAUUGUUACCCUGGAAGCUCAGACCCACGCUGUCCUAAACCAACAACGCCAGCUCCUCCUAUAUGUUACCCAGGAAGCUCAGACCCACGCUGCCCUAAACCAACAACGCCAGCUCCUCCUAAUUGUUAUCCUGGAAGCUCAGACCCACGUUGUCCUAAACCAACAACGCCAGUUCCUCCUAAUUGUUAUCCUGGAAGCUCAGAUCCACGCUGUCCUAAACCAACAACUCCAGCUCCCCCUAACUGUUACCCUGGAAGUUCAGACCCACGCUGUCCUAAACCAACGACACCAGCUCCACCUAACUGUUAUCCAGGUUCUAAUGAUAGCCGGUGCCCAAAACCUACAACUCCAACAGCCCCAAAAUGCUUCCCUGGCAGUAAUGAUCCUCGAUGUCCCAAACAAACAUCUCCAAAACCUGUCUGCUAUCCCGACCCACGCUGUCCGAAACCAACAACGCCAGCUGCUCCUAACUGUUACCCAGGAAGCUCAGACCCACGCUGUCCUAAACCAACAACGCCAGCUCCUCCUAAUUGCUAUCCAGGUAGCAGUGACCCACGCUGUCCUAAACCAACAACGCCAGCUCCUCCAAACUGUUACCCCGGAAGCUCUGAUCCACGUUGUCCUAAACCAACAACGCCAGCUCCUCCUAAUUGUUACCCUGGAAGCUCAGACCCACGCUGUCCUAAACCAACAACGCCAGCUCCUCCUAAUUGUUACCCUGGAAGCUCAGACCCACGCUGUCCUAAACCAACAACGCCAGCUCCUCCAAAUUGUUACCCCGGAAGCUCUGAUCCACGUUGUCCUAAACCAACAACGCCAGCUCCUCCUAAUUGUUACCCAGGAAGCUCAGACCCACGCUGCCCUAAACCAACAACGCCAGCUCCUCCUAAUUGUUACCCUGGAAGCUCAGACCCACGUUGUCCUAAACCAACAACGCCAGUUCCUCCUAAUUGUUAUCCUGGAAGCUCAGAUCCACGCUGUCCUAAACCAACAACUCCAGCUCCCCCUAACUGUUACCCUGGAAGUUCAGACCCACGCUGUCCUAAACCAACGACACCCAGCUCCAGCUAACUGUUAUCCAGGUUCUAAUGAUAGCCGGUGCCCAAAACCUACAACUCCAACAGCCCCGAAAUGCUUCCCUGGCAGCAAUGAUCCUCGAUGUCCCAAACCGACAUCUCCAAAACCUGUUUGCUAUCCCGGUGCACCUGACCCUAACUGUCCCCAACCGCCGAGACCGACAACUAUAAAUCCACCAACCUAUUUGCCUCCAACUACACCUGAAUUAAAAUGCAAUCCUGGUUCAACUGAUCCACGGUGCCCGCGCCCUUCAACACCCGCCCCACCUAAUUGUUAUCCCGGAAGCUCAGACCCACGCUGUCCUAAACCAACAACGCCAGCUCCUCCCAAUUGUUAUCCAGGAAGCUCAGACCCACGCUGUCCUAAACCAACAACGCCAGCACCUCCUAAUUGUUACCCUGGAAGCUCAGACCCACGCUGCCCUAAACUAACAACACCUGCUCCACCUAAUUGCUAUCCAGGUAGUAGAGACCCACGUUGCCCUAAACCGACAACGCCUUCUCCUCCCAAUUGUUAUCCUGGAAGCUCAGACCCACGCUGUCCUAAACCAACAACGCCAGCUCCUCCUAAUUGUUAUCCUGGAAGCUCAGACCCACGCUGUCCUAAACCAACAACACCAGCUCCCCCCCUAACUGUUACCCCGGAAGCUCUGAUCCUCGUUGUCCUAAACCAACAUCGCCAGCUCCUCCUAAUUGUUAUCCCGGAAGCUCAGACCCACGCUGUCCUAAACCAACAACGCCAGCUCCUCCCAAUUGUUAUCCAGGAAGCUCAGACUCACGCUGUCCUAAACCAACAACGCUAUCUCCUCCUAACUGUUACCCUGGAAGCUCAGACGCACGCUGUCCUAAACCAACAACGCCAGCUCCUCCAAAAUGUUACCCCGGAAGCUCAGACCCACGCUGUCCUAAACCAACAACGCCAGCUCCUCCAAACUGUUACCCCGGAAGCUCAGAUCCACGCUGUCCUAAACCAACGACACCAGCUCGACCUAACUGUUAUCCAGGUUCUAAUGAUCGCCGUUGCCCAAAACCUACAACUCCAACAGCCCCAAAAUGCUUCCCUGGCAGUAAUGAUCCUCGAUGUCCCAAACCAACAUCUCCAAAACCUGUCUGCUAUCCCGGUAGUAGAGACCCACGUUGCCCUAAACCGACAACGCCUUCUCCUCCCAAUUGUUACCCUGGAAGCUCAGACCCACGCUGUCCUAAACCAACAACGCCAGCUCCUCCUAACUGUUACCCAGGAAGCUCAGACCCACGCUGUCCUAAACCAACAACGCCAGCUCCUCCAAACUGUUACCCCGGAAGCUCUGAUCCACGUUGUCCUAAACCAACAACGCCAGCACCUCCUAAUUGUUACCCUGGAAGCUCAGACCCACGCUGCCCUAAACCAACAACACCUGCUCCACCUAAUUGCUAUCCAGGUAGUAGAGACCCACGUUGCCCUAAACCGACAACGCCUUCUCCUCCCAAUUGUUAUCCUGGAAGCUCAGACCCACGCUGUCCUAAACCAACAACGCCAGCUCCUCCUAAUUGUUAUCCUGGAAGCUCAGACGCACGCUGUCCUAAACCGACAACGCCAGCUCCCCCUAACUGUUACCCCGGAAGCUCUGAUCCUCGUUGUCCUAAACCAACAUCGCCAGCUCCUCCUAAUUGUUAUCCCGGAAGCUCAGACCCACGCUGUCCUAAACCAACAACGCCAGCUCCUCCCAAUUGUUAUCCAGGAAGCUCAGACUCACGCUGUCCUAAACCAACAACGCUAUCUCCUCCUAACUGUUACCCUGGAAGCUCAGACGCACGCUGUCCUAAACCAACAACGCCAGCUCCUCCAAACUGUUACCCCCAACAACGAAGCUCAGACCCCCGUUGUCCUAAACCAACGACACCAGCUCCACCUAACUGUUAUCCAGGUUCUAAUGAUCGCCGUUGCCCAAAACCUACAACUCCAACAGCCCCAAAAUGCUUCCCUGGCAGUAAUGAUCCUCGAUGUCCCAAACCAACAUCUCCAAAACCUGUCUGCUAUCCCGGUAGUAGAGACCCACGUUGCCCUAAACCGACAACGCCUUCUCCUCCCAAUUGUUACCCUGGAAGCUCAGACCCACGCUGUCCUAAACCAACGACACCAGCUGAACCUAACUGUUACCCUGGUAGCUCAGACCAACGCUGUCCUAAACCAACAACGGCCAGCUCCUCCAAACUGUUACCCCGGAAGCUCAGAUCCACGCUGUCCUAAACCAACAACGCCAGCUCCUCCAAACUGUUACCCCGGAAGCUCAGACCCACGCUGUCCUAAACCAACGACACCAGCUCGACCUAACUGUUAUCCAGGUUCUAAUGAUCGCCGUUGCCCAAAACCUACAACUCCAACAGCCCCAAAAUGCUUCCCUGGCAGUAAUGAUCCUCGAUGUCCCAAACCGACAUCUCCAAAACCUGUGUGCUAUCCCGGUUCUCCUGACCCUAACUGUCCCCAACCGCCGAGACCGACAACCAUUAAUCCACCAACCUAUUUGCCUCCAACUACACCUGAAUUAAAAUGCAAUCCUGCUCUGACCUACGUUGUCCUAAACCUACAACACCUGCUCCACCUAAUUGUUACCCUGGAAGUUCAGACGCACGCUGUCCUAAACCAACAACGCCAGCUCCUCCUAACUGUUACCCAGGAAGCUCAGACCCACGCUGUCCUAAACCAACAACGCCAGCUCCUCCAAACUGUUACCCCGGAAGCUCUGAUCCACGUUGUCCUAAACCAACAACGCCAGCUCCUCCUAAUUGUUACCCUGGAAGCUCUGAUCCACGUUGUCCUAAACCAACAACGCCAGCUCCUCCUAAUUGUUACCCUGGAAGCUCUGAUCCACGUUGUCCCAAACCAACAACGCCAGCUCCUCCCAAUUGUUAUCCAGGAAGCUCAGACCCACGCUGUCCUAAACCAACGACACCAGCUCGACCUAACUGUUACCCUGGUAGCUCAGACCAACGCUGUCCUAAACCAACAACGGCAGCUCCUCCAAACUGUUACCCCGGAAGCUCAGAUCCACGCUGUCCUAAACCAACAACGCCAGCUCCUCCAAACUGUUACCCCGGAAGCUCAGACCCACGCUGUCCUAAACCAACGACACCAGCUCGACCUAACUGUUACCCUGGUAGCUCAGACCAACGCUGUCCUAAACCAACAACGGCAGCUCCUCCAAACUGUUACCCCGGUAGCUCAGAUCCACGCUGUCCUAAACCAACAACGCCAGCUCCUCCAAACUGUUACCCCGGAAGCUCAGACCCACGCUGUCCUAAACCAACGACACCAGCUCGACCUAACUGUUAUCCAGGUUCUAAUGAUCGCCGUUGCCCAAAACCUACAACUCCAACAGCCCCAAAAUGCUUCCCUGGCAGUAGUAGAGACCCACGUUGCCCUAUACCAACAACGCCCGCUCCUCCUAAAUGUUACCCUGGAAGUUCAGACGCACGCUGUCCUAAACCAACAACGCCAGCUCCUCCUAACUGUUACCCAGGAAGCUCAGACCCACGCUGUCCUAAACCAACAACGCCAGCUCCUCCAAACUGUUACCCCGGAAGCUCUGAUCCACGUUGUCCUAAACCAACAACGCCAGCUCCUCCUAAUUGUUACCCUGGAAGCUCUGAUCCACGUUGUCCCAAACCAACAACGCCAGCUCCUCCCAAUUGUUAUCCAGGAAGCUCAGACCCACGCUGUCCUAAACCAACAACGCCAGCUCCUCCUAAUUGUUACCCUGGAAGCUCUGAUCCACGUUGUCCUAAACCAACAACGCCAGCUCCUCCUAAUUGUUACCCUGGAAGCUCAGACGCACGCUGUCCUAAACCAACAACGCCAGCUCCUCCUGAUUGUUAUCCUGGAAGCUCAGACCCACGCUGUCCUAUACCAACAAAACCUGCACCACCUAACUGUUAUCCAGGAUCUAAUGAUCGCCGUUGCCCAAAACCUACUACUCAAACAGCUCCGAAAUGCUUCCCUGGCAGUAAUGAUCCCCGAUGUCCCAAACCAACAUCCCCUAAACCUUAGCACUAAUCCACCAUCGACUUAUUUACCACCUUUCCCCGAAGAAAAUGAAGUCAAUCCUGUCAAGACAGCUAGACUGUCUGAUAAAAAUGUUGAAUACUACGACGAACCUCAAUUGGACGUUGAUAAUUUCCAGUUUACACGAACAAAACCAAGAUCACGAAAUGUCAGAGAUUUAAGCAAACAAAACGACAGUGUUAUUAAGGCAACAGAUGGUUUAGGAAUAGUUCAUAUGGCGCUCCUCCUAAUUGUUAUCCCGGAAGCUCAGACCCACGCUGUCCUAAACCAACAACGCCAGCUCCUCCCAAUUGUUAUCCAGGAAGCUCAGACUCACGCUGUCCUAAACCAACAACGCUAUCUCCUCCUAACUGUUACCCUGGAAGCUCAGACGCACGCUGUCCUAAACCAACAACGCCAGCUCCUCCAAAAUGUUACCCCGGAAGCUCAGACCCACGCUGUCCUAAACCAACAACGCCAGCUCCUCCAAACUGUUAAACCAACAACGCCAGCUCCUCCAAACUGUUACCCCGGAAGCUCAGAUCCACGCUGUCCUAAACCAACGACACCAGCUCGACCUAACUGUUAUCCAGGUUCUAAUGAUCGCCGUUGCCCAAAACCUACAACUCCAACAGCCCCAAAAUGCUUCCCUGGCAGUAAUGAUCCUCGAUGUCCCAAACCAACAUCUCCAAAACCUGUCUGCUAUCCCGGUUCACCUGACCCUAACUGUCCCCAGCCACCAAGACCGACAACCAUAAAUCCACCAACCUAUUUGCCUCCAACCACACCUGAAUUAAAAUGCUAUCCUAAUUCAACUGAUCCACGGUGCCCUCGACCUUCAACACCUGCCCCACCUAAUUGUUAUCCUGGAAGCUCUGACCUACGUUGUCCUAAAUCUACAACACCUGCUCCACCUAAUUGCUAUCCAGCUCAGACCCACGCUGUCCGAAACCAACAACACCAGCUACUCCUAACUGUUACCCAGGAAGCUCAGACCCACGCUGUCCUAAACCAACAACGCCAGCUCCUCCAAACUGUUACCCCGGAAGUUCUGAUCCACGUUGUCCUAAACCAACAACGCCAGCACCUCCUAAUUGUUACCCUGGAAGCUCAGACCCACGCUGCCCUAAACCAACAACACCUGCUCCACCUAAUUGCUAUCCAGGUAGUAGAGACCCACGUUGCCCUAAACCGACAACGCCUUCUCCUCCCAAUUGUUAUCCUGGAAGCUCAGACGCACGCUGUCCUAAACCGACAACGCCAGCUCCUCCUAACUGUUACCCCGGAAGCUCUGAUCCUCGUUGUCCUAAACCAACAUCGCCAGCUCCUCCUAAUUGUUAUCCCGGAAGCUCAGACCCACGCUGUCCUAAACCAACAACGCCAGCUCCUCCCAAUUGUUAUCCAGGAAGCUCAGACCCACGCUGUAGUAGAGACCCACGUUGCCCUAAACCGACAACGCCUUCUCCUCCCAAUUGUUAUCCUGGAAGCUCAGACCCACGCUGUCCUAAACCAACAACGCCAGCUCCUCCUAAUUGUUAUCCUGGAAGCUCAGACGCACGCUGUCCUAAACCGACAACGCCAGCUCCCCCUAACUGUUACCCCGGAAGCUCUGAUCCUCGUUGUCCUAAACCAACAUCGCCAGCUCCUCCUAAUUGUUAUCCCGGAAGCUCAGACCCACGCUGUCCUAAACCAACAACGCCAGCUCCUCCCAAUUGUUAUCCAGGAAGCUCAGACUCACGCUGUCCUAAACCAACAACGCCAGCUCCUCCUAACUGUUACCCUGGAAGCUCAGACGCACGCUGUCCUAAACCAACAACGCCAGCUCCUCCAAACUGUUACCCCGGAAGCUCAGAUCCACGCUGUCCUAAACCAACGACACCAGCUCGACCUAACUGUUAUCCAGGUUCUAAUGAUCGCCGUUGCCCAAAACCUACAACUCCAACAGCCCCAAAAUGCUUCCCUGGCAGUAAUGAUCCUCGAUGUCCCAAACCAACAUCUCCAAAACCUGUCUGCUAUCCCGCUGAACCUAACUGUUACCCUGGUAGCUCAGACCAACGCUGUCCUAAACCAACAACGGCAGCUCCUCCAAACUGUUACCCCGGAAGCUCAGAUCCACGCUGUCCUAAACCAACAACGCCAGCUCCUCCAAACUGUUACCCUGGAAGCUCAGACCCACGCUGUCCUAAACCAACGACACCAGCUCGACCUAACUGUUAUCCAGGUUCUAAUGAUCGCCGUUGCCCAAAACCUACAACUCCAACAGCCCCAAAAUGCUUCCCUGGCAGUAAUGAUCCUCGAUGUCCCAAACCGAACAUCUCCAAAACCUGUGUGCUAUCCCGGUUCUCCUGACCCUAACUGUCCCCAACCGCCGAGACCGACAACCAUUAAUCCACCAACCUAUUUGCCUCCAACUACACCUGAAUUAAAAUGCAAUCCUGGUUCAACUGAUCCACGGUGCCCGCGCCCUUCAACACCUGCCCCACCCAACUGUUAUCCUGGUAGCUCCCUACGUUGUCCUAAACCUACAACACCUGCUCCACCUAAUUGUACCCUGGAAGUUCAGACCACGCUGAAGUUCAGAGACCACGUUGUCCUAUACCAACAACGCCAGCUCCUCCUAAAUGUUACCCAGGAAGCUCAGACGCCACGCUGUCCUAUACCAACAACGCCUGCUCCUCCAAACUGUUACCCUGGAAGCUCUGAUCCACGAAACCAACAACGCCAGCUCCUCCUAAUUGUUACCCAAGCUCUGAUCCACGCUGUCCUAAACCAACAACGCCAGCUCCUCCUAAUUGUUACCCUGGAAGCUCUGAUCCACGUUGUCCCAAACCAACAACGCCAGCUCCUCCCAAUUGUUAUCCAGGAAGCUCAGACCCACGCUGUCCUAAACCAACGACACCAGCUCGACCUAACUGUUACCCUGGUAGCUCAGACCAACGCUGUCCUAAACCAACAACGGCAGCUCCUCCAAACUGUUACCCCCGGAAGCUCAGAUCCACGCUGUCCUAAACCAACAACGCCAGCUCCUCCAAACUCUCAGACCAACGCUGUCCUAAACCAACAACGGCAGCUCCUCCAAACUGUUACCCCGGUAGCUCAGAUCCACGCUGUCCUAAACCAACAACGCCAGCUCCUCCAAACUGUUACCCCGGAAGCUCAGACCCACGCUGUCCUAAACCAACGACACCAGCUCGACCUAACUGUUAUCCAGGUAGUAGAGACCCACGUUGCCCUAUACCAACAACGCCCGCUCCUCCUAAAUGUUACCCUGGAAGUUCAGACGCACGCUGUCCUAAACCAACAACGCCAGCUCCUCCUAACUGUUACCCAGGAAGCUCAGACCCACGCUGUCCUAAACCAACAACGCCAGCUCCUCCAAACUGUUACCCCGGAAGCUCUGAUCCACGUUGUCCUAAACCAACAACGCCAGCUCCUCCUAAUUGUUACCCUGGAAGCUCUGAUCCACGUUGUCCCAAACCAACAACGCCAGCUCCUCCCAAUUGUUAUCCAGGAAGCUCAGACCCACGCUGUCCUAAACCAACAACGCCAGCUCCUCCUAAUUGUUACCCUGGAAGCUCUGAUCCACGUUGUCCUAAACCAACAACGCCAGCUCCUCCUAAUUGUUACCCUGGAAGCUCAGACGCACGCUGUCCUAAACCAACAACGCCAGCUCCUCCUGAUUGUUAUCCUGGAAGCUCAGACCCACGCUGUCCUAUACCAACAAAACCUGCAACCACCUAACUGUUAUCCAGGAUCUAAUGAUCGCCGUUGCCCAAAAACCUACAACUCAAACAGCUCCGAAAUGCUUCCCUGGCAUAGCACUAAUCCACCAUCGACUUAUUUACCACCUUUCCCCGAAGAAAAUGAAGUCAAUCCUGUCAGAACAGCUAGACUGUCUGAUAAAAAUGUUGAAUACUACGAACCUCAAUUGGACGUUGAUAAUUUCCAGUUUACACGAACAAAACCAAGAUCACGAAAUGUCAGAGAUUUAAGCAAACAAAACGACAGUGUUAUUAAGGCAACAGAUGGUUUAGGAAUAGUUCAUAUGGCGGUCGGUGGCACCAUGUUCCUUAUUAUUUUGUCUAUUGCUCUAGCCGUCUAUAUUUAUAAAGAGUACAUAUUCAAAAAAUGCACCAUGGAUCCUCUU